UGUAAAACGACUGUCUCGACGAUAACUGAUGAUAACGCUCAGACAAAUGACGGCGACAGUCAUUUGCUUUUCAUUAUAAAAAUACCGAUAUAGCGCCUGAGAAGCAGACUGUGAUACGUUGAUUGUUGCGUUGUGUUGUGUUGCAAUGUAAACAAAAAAUGGACGUGGAGUUUUUGAAAUACAAAUUCCGAGAUGGCUACAACGGAGUUAUCACUCAAACGAAGUGGCAGGUGGGCGUACGGCACGUGCAAAUUACCUACAUGGUUUUGUGCGCGGCGGCACUGGGCGCCCUGCGGGCUAGCGCCGGCGUCGCGCUGCUCGCCCUAACUGACGCCUCGAGACAGAACAACUCCUACGUUCAAGCGUGGGAUGUGGGCGAUCGCGGCGCAGCGCUGUGGGCGUUCUUCAGCGGGCACGCGCUGGCGCUGCUGCCCGCCGAGCUGUACCUGCCGCGCCUCGGAGACAAGUUCGUUGUCACCGCUGUGCUUCUCAUCAACGGGAGCCUAAACGCUGCUAUGCCUACCAUUGUUAACAGGGGCGGCUGGACAGCGCUUUGCAACGCUUACUUCCUGAUGGGCAUGACGCAGCCCUGCCUGGCCCCCGUCAACCGCGCCUUGCUCGACAACUGGUUACCGCCCAUAGAGUGGCAGACGGCUGCUUGUAUUAUAGAUACAGGUAGUUAUGUAGGCAUGAUACUGGCCCUGCCGGCAUCGAGCUGGCUGAGCGGAUCACGGCUGGGCUGGGAGCUGGUCGCCUAUGCGCAGGCAACGCUGGCGCUCUCGCUGGCCGUGUUGUGGUCGCUGCUUACGGCCGCCUCUCCCGAGCAGCACCACGCCUGCCCCGAUGCCGAGAGGGAGUACAUAAAGGAUGCCUCAGCGGAAUGCCGAAAGAAGAGGCAGUGUGUUCCGUGGCGCAGCAUGCUGCGUUGCCGGCGCGUGGUGGGGCUGACGCUAGCGCACGCCGCCAACAACGCUCUCUUCAUCUUCUACUUAGUGGACGUACCACUGUACCUUAAGUCCACAGGACUCUCGCUGCUACAGUGUGGAGUGCAAGCAAUGAUUCCCUUCGUAGCUUUACUAAUGCUGGUCACGACCACUGCCCCAACAAUCGGUUGCUUGUUGAAGUCCAAUAUGAUGGCUCACGUAUUCAAUAUUACAUACAUCAAGAAAGUGAUCAACGCUAUUGGAACUGUAUCUAUCGUGGCUGGAUUAGCAAUGGCAACCAACAUGCCGGAGCAAUGGAGCUAUUUAAGGCUUUGCGUGUUAACUGUUACGCUGGGAUUACUUACCUUCCAGUAUGCCGGCUUCAUUGAAAAUGUUCGUGAUUUAAGUGAGAAUUAUCGCGGUACACUGAUCGUAAUAACCAGCGCCUUUUCCAGUGUCGUAGGCGCAGUAGUGCCUCUGGGUACUGGGAUGAUUCUCAGAAAUGACGAGAAUAAACCCGAUGCAUGGCGUGUCGUGUUCUGUUCUAUAGCGAGUGUGUACGGCGUGUGCAGCAUGGGGGGGAGCGCGUUGGGCGACGCGGGGCUUGCGCUGUGGGACCGCAUGACGGGGGGCGCCAGGGGUCACGACUUCGCCUACCACAACACCGGCCUCAGUCCCGAAGAAGCAAGUCAAUUGGAAUUACUAGAUAUGUACCCGAAGAAGCCGAUAGCUGGGAUAGCUGGAACACCGAGCGAAACUAUUGCCUGACCUAAAUACAUACGAACUCGUUAUUACCGAAGUUGUAAAAUUUUUUGAUGUUGUUAUAUUUUUUAUUAUGACUAUUUAAGACA
Messenger RNA from Papilio machaon (common yellow swallowtail), 1774 nucleotides. Its product is annotated as putative inorganic phosphate cotransporter. The record is from RefSeq and is a predicted model, not a curated record. Gene Ontology annotation, molecular function: transmembrane transporter activity. Bases 159 to 1691 code for a protein of 510 amino acids. Lineage: Eukaryota; Metazoa; Arthropoda; Insecta; Lepidoptera; Papilionidae. The transcript has 11 exons. Gene Ontology annotation, biological process: transmembrane transport; monoatomic anion transport.